AGGACAAGUUGAAGUAGGUAGAGCAGGAGUUGGAGAGGCUGAUGAGGACGGGGUAGUAAAGGGAAGAGAUCUAUGCGUGCCCACCCUUUGGCAUGGUGCAUCGGGUGUUGACGCACAGUCGAGAGUGCAAAGCUCGAGUGUUGCUGAUUCUUCUGGCAUGGGUUUCGGCACCGUGGUGGCCGAUCUUUCUCAGGGCGUCCAAGAAGGUAGUGGAGUUGCCACCGACAGUGGAGAUCAUCGUUCCAGGGCCGUCGGGGCAGAAGGAUCAUGCAAAAACCCGGCUUGGAGGCUAUUGGCGGCGAAAAUAGAAUGGUAG
Messenger RNA from Racocetra persica, 316 nucleotides. The record is from the annotation of a GenBank genome assembly. NCBI's taxonomy places the organism in Eukaryota, Fungi, Glomeromycota, Glomeromycetes, Diversisporales, Gigasporaceae.